Molecule: messenger RNA, 2698 nt
Organism: Cucurbita maxima (winter squash)
Lineage: Eukaryota; Viridiplantae; Streptophyta; Magnoliopsida; Cucurbitales; Cucurbitaceae
Product: probable disease resistance protein At4g33300
Exons: 5
Coding region: 108-2573 (821 amino acids)
Biological process (GO): defense response to fungus
Molecular function (GO): ADP binding
Source: RefSeq, a predicted model, not a curated record
GAAGGAUAAUUUCGUACUUUUGAUUAAAAACUGCUCGAGACGGAAGUUUAAAUAACGAAGAGCUUCAGAGCCCUGUUCCGCCACGGCUUUCUGCUGAAGCUUCAACAAUGGCGGUUACUGACUUCUUCGUCGGAGAGAUCGCGACUGAGCUUCUCAGAAUGAUGGUACAACUUUCCACAAAAUCCUGCCUCUGUAAAACGACGGCAGCUCACAUCGCCAAUUCCAUUCAACAAAUAUUGCCGAUUAUUGAGGAGAUAAAGUACUCGGGGGUUGAAUUGCCCGCUCAUCGUCAAUUUCAGUUGGAUCGCUUCAGCGAGACUCUCAGAAAAGGCGUUGAGAUUUCCGAGAAGGCUCUCCAAUGCGGCCGAUUGAACAUUUACAGAAACUUGCAGCUCGCGAGGAAGAUGGAGAAGCUCGAAAAGGAUAUCGACCGCUUCAUUAACGGCCCUAUGCAGGCGCAUAUACUGGCCGACGUACACCACAUGAGAUUCGAGACCACCGAGCGAUUCGAUCGGCUCGAAGGAAAUUUGCUGGAACGGCGGCUCGAGUCAAUGAAGAUUAGGGCAGACGGUUCGGGAGAGGGAGGGUGGUGGAUAGAGGAGGCGUUUAAGAGGGCGGAGGAGGAAGAAAGCUACGAGACUAAUGUGCUGAAUAUAGGAAUUGGAUUGCGUGAGGCGAAGAAGGAAUUGAAGGAGCUGGUGACUGGAAGGGACGAUUUGACAGCGGUUGGGAUUACUGGACUCGGCGGUUCGGGGAAGACGACUUUAGCUAGAGAAUUCUGCAAAGAUCCUGAAGUUCGAAGUUACUUUAAAGAGAAAAUAUUGUUCUUGACGGUGUCGCAGUCCCCUGAUAUUGAUCAACUGAGGAGAACGAUCUGGGGUUAUGUAAUGGGUAGCGAUAGUUUGAAUGCUUAUGAUCCGAUUUCUCAAGGGAGGCCUGCAAAUUCAGCUUUAGUGGUUCUGGAUGAUGUGUGGUCAAUCUCAGUUCUUGAGAACCUCAUUCCAAACAUUCCUGGCUGCAAAACUCUUGUGGUUUCUCGAUUCAAAUUCUCUGAGGUUCUUCGUGCUACUUAUGAAGUAGAGUUAUUGAGGGAAAGUGAAGCAGUUGCUCUGUUUUGCCACUCUGCUUUUGGGCAAUGGACCAUUCCUUUCACUGCUAAUCACAACUUGGUCAAACAGGUUGUGAAUGAAUGCAAAUGCCUGCCUCUGGCUCUUAAAGUCAUAGGAGCGUCUCUCAGAGGACAAAGCGAGAUGUUCUGGAACACUGCAAAGACCAGGUUGUCGCGAGGUGAGCCUAUUUGUGAGUCUCAUGAGAACAAAUUGCUUCGUAGAAUGGCAAUCAGUAUUGAUUGUCUCUCGAGUAAAGUGAGAGAAUGCUUCCUCGAUUUGGGAUGCUUUCCCGAAGACAGAAAGAUUCCUCUUGAUAUUCUCAUCAAUGUUUGGAAGGAGUUACACGAUCUUGAUGAAGAAGAAGCUCUUGCUGUCCUGUUCGAGUUAUCUCAGAAGAAUCUCCUUACUCUGGUGAAAGAUGCACGCGGUGGUGACUUUUACAGCAGUUAUUAUGAGAUGUAUGUCACUCAACACGAUGUCUUGAGGGACAUUGCUCUUCAUUUCAGUAGCCGGGAGAGUGUAAAUGACCGCAAGCGAUUGCUGAUGCCAAAAACUGAAACGGAGCUUCCAAAAGAAUGGUUAAGGAAAUCAGAUCAGCCAUUCAACGCCCAACUGGUUUCUAUUCACACAGGGGAAAUGAAAGAAAUGGAUUGGACGCAGAUGAUAUUUCCCGAGACCGAAGUGUUGAUUCUAAACUUCUCGUCGAGUGAAUAUUUCUUGCCUCCUUUCCUUUGCAACAUGCCGAAGCUGAGAACACUGGUUGUGCUAAACAACAAUGCAGCACAUGCAACUCUCAGCAAUUUUUCUGUUUUUUCUAGUUUGACCAACUUGAAGAGCAUCUGGCUGGAAAAAGUUUCCAUCACACGACUAGUAGAUAAUUGCGUCCCAUUGAAACAUCUGAGGAAGAUAUCUCUUGUUUUCUGCAAGAUUAACAACAGCCUCGACGAGUCGAUGAUAAAUGUAUCGCAGAUCUUCCCGAGCCUUUCGGAACUCAAAAUCAAUUACUGCAAUGACUUGGUUAAGCUACCUUCAAGCAUUUGUGAGAUGCAAAAUCUCAAGUGUCUUUGUGCCACCAACUGUCAUAGUCUGAGCCAACUGCCAUCCAACUUUUGGAAGCUAAAGAAUUUACAAAUCUUGAGGCUUUUUGCUUGCCCACAUCUCACAACUCUACCACCAGGCAUUUGUGAACUCUCUUCUCUCAAGUACAUUGACAUUUCUCAAUGUGUUAACUUGUUCAGACUUCCUGAAGAACUUGGUAAACUGGCAAACUUAGAGAAAAUUGACAUGAGAGAAUGCCCACAGAUCAGAGGACUACCCAGAUCAGUUGUGUCCAUGCAAUCUCUCCAUCACGUAAUCUGUGAAGAAGACGUCUCGUGGGUGUGGGAGGAUUUGAAGAAUCACAUGCCUAAUCUCUACAUUCAAGUGGCCGAGAAAUGCUUCGAUCUCGACUGGCUCAACGAUUGAUUAUCAGGUUUGUUGUUAUUACUCUUUUUAUGUAUACAACUUUUCCUAAUCUCAGAAAGUAAUCAAUUGUAUGAACAUUUUAAAGUUAAAGCUCUUCAUGAUCCACUCUUCAAUCUCUUGCUGAA